Molecule: messenger RNA, 1462 nt
Organism: Neurospora tetraspora
Lineage: Eukaryota; Fungi; Ascomycota; Sordariomycetes; Sordariales; Sordariaceae
Exons: 2
Coding region: 389-1357 (322 amino acids)
Source: RefSeq, a predicted model, not a curated record
CAGCCACCUUUGCCCUCGACGACUUUUACCUUCGACAAUUUCUACCUUCGCCAACAUUUCCCUUCAACGACCUUAACUUUCAACGACCUUUACCCUCAAAAAUUUCUUCCUUCGAAACAACUUCUACCUUCAACGACUUCGACAUUCAGCGACUUCUACCUUCACUGAUAUCAACUAUUGCCAACUUCUACCUUCGCCAACACUCCUUUCGUCGUCGGUAUUUAUCUUCAACGAGUUUACUUUCAACGACCUUUACAUACCCUCACCAUAUUUCCCUUGACGACUUCUACCUUCGACGACUCUUUUUCUCGACGAUCUUUGCCCUUGGCGAAUUUUAUAUACACCUUUAACAACCAUUCGAACUUGACACUCUUCAUCUUCAUCCAACAUGUCCCUCUCUGUGGAACGCAAAUUCCCCAUCCUCCGUCUGCCCGCCGAGAUCAGGCUCAUGGUCUACCACCAGAUCUUGACUCUCCCCAUCCCGGAAAUGAUCUCCACUCUCACAUCCCUCACUGCCUCCUGUCACCAAAUCCGCGGAGAAGUACUCCACGAGUACUUGAACCACAUCCUCCCCACCACCCAGCUGCACCUCUCUGCCUCCGCACCGCGUAAGCAUCACCUCCCGGGGCCAGCUGAAACCCUGGAAGCACUCGAGGCCUCCCCAUUCUUUAAGCAAAACAUUCAACACGUCAGCCUCCAAUGGGGCGGCUGUGUCUGUUCGCAUGCACCUUGGUACAUCGAAGACAUCCAGGAGGCGGGCCUCGAUUGGCUCGUGCAGCUCAAACAGCUGAAGACGCUGGAGCUGGUCUUCGUUGAGUCGCGAUACCAUGACAUGCAGCGAUUCACUCGGAACGGGUCGCUGCCGGCCCCGGCUGUGGACCAGGAGCAUGAAGAGGGCGAGGAUUUUGGUGGAGAGUGGGGUGAGGAGAACAAUGAGCUGGAGAUCAUUGAGUUCAUUUGCGGUGAUUGCUGGGAUAGACUCAUGGCGCUGCCCCGGACUCUUGAAAAGGUCGUUUUCAAGGUGUGGGGUAGGGAGGAUCCUGCUAACGCGCUUGGCAUCCCUUAUGUCAGAGAGACGUGGGAAGUGACGGAGUGGUAUCAUAGGAUGAGAGUUCAGGAAGCGAAGUAUCAGAGGAGGAGGAUUGGCUAUGAGGUGGCGGUGGAGGAUGUGAAUGUGAUUAAGAACCAGCUCGACCAUUUUGGCCGCAUUAUCAACAUCAUCAGCAUUAUCAGCACCAUCAGCAUCAUCGGCAUCAACAUUAUCAGCAUCAACAUCAUAAGCAUCAGCAUCAUCGGCAUCAGCAUUAUCAGCAUUGGAAGCACUGGAGAGCAUUGGAAGCACUGGAGGGUGGCGUAAGGGUAAUGAUUGUUUUGGAGGUUUUGCGUUGAUGAGGAAUUUUGAGCGUAGCGAGGACCACCCGGAGGGGCUUCCACCGAGUGCCCACUGCAGAUAGAAAGAUAG